Messenger RNA from Mesocricetus auratus (golden hamster), 1940 nucleotides. RefSeq names its product isochorismatase domain containing 1 (gene Isoc1). Lineage: Eukaryota; Metazoa; Chordata; Mammalia; Rodentia; Cricetidae. The coding region runs from base 16 to 909 and encodes 297 amino acids. Gene Ontology annotation, cellular component: cytoplasm. The transcript has 5 exons. The record is from RefSeq and is a predicted model, not a curated record.
CACGCGCGGGGGAACAUGGCGGCGGCGGAGCCCUCGGUGGCCGCGCUGGCUGGCGGCGGCGUGGGCGCGGGGGCGCCGUCGGGCGGCGUGCCGGUGCUCUUCUGCUUCUCGGUGUUCGCGCGGCCCGCGUCGGUGCCCCACGGCGCCGGCUACGACGUGCUCAUCCAGAAGUUCCUGAGCCUCUAUGGCGACCAGCUCGACAUGCACCGCAAAUUCGUGGUGCAGCUCUUCGCCGAGGAGUGGGGUCAGUACGUGGACCUGCCCAAGGGCUUCGCGGUGAGCGAGCGCUGCAAGCUGCGCCUGGUGCCGCUGCAGAUCCAGCUUACGACCCUGGGAAAUCUCACACCUCCAAGCACUGUGUUUUUCUGCUGUGACAUGCAGGAAAGGUUCCGGCCAGCCAUCAAGUACUUUGGAGACAUUAUUAGUGUGGGACAGAGACUGUUGCAAGGGGCUCGGAUAUUAGGAAUUCCGGUUAUCAUAACAGAACAGUACCCCAAAGGUCUUGGCAGCACAGUGCAAGAACUCGACUUAACAGGUGUGAAGCUGGUUCUUCCGAAGACCAAGUUUUCUAUGGUGUUACCUGAAGUUGAAGCGGCCUUAGCCGAGAUUCCUGGUGUCCGGAGUGUUGUACUGUUUGGAGUAGAGACACACGUAUGUAUCCAGCAAACAGCCCUGGAGCUGGUCGGCCGAGGCAUUGAGGUUCACAUUGUUGCUGAUGCCACCUCCUCAAGGAGCAUGAUGGACAGGAUGUUUGCUCUUGAGCGUCUUGCUCGUACUGGGAUCAUUGUGACCACUAGUGAAGCUGUUCUGCUACAGCUGGUGGCUGACAAAGACCAUCCGAAAUUCAAGGAAAUUCAGAACCUAAUUAAGGCGAGUGCCCCGGAGUCUGGUCUGCUCUCCAAAGUAUAGGAUGCUUGAAGGAUCAGGAUCCUCGACAGGACUGCAAGCCAGACAAGCUCUUGUCUCUACUAAAACUAAAAUGUUAAGUCAACAGCAGUUCCUCCUUUGCGGCUCUUAGUAACACUUAACUGGCUAGGCCAUAGGGUACAAUCAUUUAGUUACGAUGUCAAGGCUUCAGGUGCUGCUUAUCUUCCUUGUUUCUUAAUGGGCUUUUAUUUAUUAAGAUAAAUUACAAUGGAGGUGCCUGUUUUGUCUACACCAUACCCUUCAAAAGUGCUCCCUCUGGUGAAGUUUUCUUAAAUUGUGCACUUUACAGAAAACAAACAAAACCAUCUACCAUAAUGAUUUGACUUUUUUAUUGUUGUGAAGCAUCCUUGUGAUGUUAGUGUAGACCCAGUGUUUUCACUUCACAGGCUGACUGGUGAACGAUUGCCGAGUGAGAAUUGAUGAACAGGACUCUGGGUUGUCACCUACGUCACUCACAGUGUAGAGUUGCUGACUGAGUGAGGAGCAUUGGUUUGACCAGAGCAGAUUAUCUUAGCUAUUGUGUAUGGUCUUGAUGGUACUGCUUUGCUUAUUCCUGUUACCAUCUUUGUGGAUUUUCCUCCUCUGGCUAAUGGUCUAUGUUAACUUCUUCCACUGGAUGUUUUGCAUCCUCAUUGGUUGUUUUAAUCUUGUGAACAGAUGGGAGUGAUUUUCAGUGCUGGGUAACUGACAGAGUUACCCUAACACAAUGCCUUUACAGUCUUUUUGAGUUCGUCUUUUGGUAUACACGGGAGUUUGUGGAGAAGGAAACACAAUAUAAAAUGUAGUUUUACAUAUUCUCAUGUUCCCCUUUGUAUUUUCUCUCCCUGCCAUUCAAACAUUGUUACUGCUGAUGUCAUCAAGCAUGACUCGGUGGGAGUAGGUAAUACAAUGGUCAUUGUUAACCCAUCAAUAAGUGUAUUUUCACUUAAUACUUAUAGUGUUUAAAAAACUUUUUAGAGUGUGUUGUGAUAUGUGGAGCAUUACUCUCUUUGUAUUAAAUUAAAGAAAGUAUA